CAUAAAAUAAAGCAACAUCAACUACACACCUCCCCCUGUCCAGUCACAGCCACUCCAAAACACACGCCACGCAGCCGCCGCUUCCCACAAGUAGCAAAACCAAAACACCACUCUUCCACUUCUUCCUCUUCGUCACUUUCUUCUUCUUCUGCAGAGACAUCAGAGUUACGCCGCAUAAACUCGCAUUCUGACACCCAUGGCUUGCUCCACCGCUGCUCCGCCGUCCACCUCCUUCAUCAGCAACAAGAAGGAUCUGAAUCUAUCUGCUUUCUCCUCCGCAACGCCGAUUUCUAGUCAGAAAUGCAAGAGAAAAUCCAAGAAAAUUUGCUCCGUCAUAGCUCCGCAGCAAUCGGAGCGCCAGCCCGCCACCACCGGCUCGGUUAAGACCGGGAUGACGAUGACUGAGAAGAUAUUUGCUCGAGCCUCUGAGAGAACCCAGCUGAGUCCGGGUGAGAAUGUUUGGGUUGAUGUCGAUGUUUUGAUGACCCAUGACGUCUGUGGACCCGGUUCAUUUGGAGUCUUCAAGAAAGAGUUCGGCCAGAACGCAAAGGUUUGGAACCGUGAAAAGGUUGUUAUCAUACCUGACCAUUAUAUAUUUACCACUGAUGAACGUGCGAACCGAAAUGUGGAUAUCUUGAGGGAUUUGUGCACCGAGCAAAACAUCAAGUAUUUCUAUGAUAUCAAGGAUCUAAGUAAUUUCAAGGCCAACCCAGAUUAUAAGGGCGUAUGCCAUGUUGCUCUUGCUCAAGAAGGUCAUUGCAGGCCGGGGGAGGUUCUGCUGGGUACAGAUUCUCAUACAUGUACUGCUGGAGCUUUUGGACAAUUUGCUACUGGAAUCGGGAACACUGAUGCAGGAUUUGUAUUGGGCACUGGGAAGCUUCUCCUCAAGGUGCCACCAACAUUGAGAUUUGUGAUGGAUGGUGAAAUGCCCGACUAUUUGCUUGCCAAAGAUUUGAUUCUGCAAAUUAUUGGUGAAAUAUCUGUUUCUGGUGCAACAUAUAAAGCUAUGGAGUUUGUUGGCAGCACUGUUGAAAGCUUAUCUAUGGAAGAAAGAAUGACAUUAUGCAACAUGGUUGUUGAGGCUGGAGGUAAAAAUGGUAUUGUUCCUGCUGAUAGCACUACAUUUAAGUACCUUGAGGAUAAGACGUCUGUUCCCUACGAACCUGUUUACAGUGAUGCUAAAGCAAGAUUUCUUAAAGAGUACAGAUUUGAUAUCUCAAAAUUGGAGCCAUUGGUGGCAAAGCCUCAUUCUCCAGAUAAUCGUGCUUUAGCAAGAGAAUGCAAAGAUGUGAAAAUUGACAGAGUAUAUAUCGGUUCUUGUACUGGUGGAAAAACAGAGGAUUUUAUGGAUGCAGCCAGAGUUUUUCUAGCAUCUGGGAAAAAGGUCAAAGUUCCCACAUUUCUUGUGCCUGCUACCCAAAAGGUUUGGAUGGACGUGUAUAGUCUGCCAGUUCCAGGGUCUGGUGGCAAGACUUGCUCCCAGAUAUUUGAGGAAGCUGGAUGUGACGCACCUGCAAGUCCCACUUGCGGUGCUUGCAUGGGUGGUCCGAAAGACACGCAUGCACGCUUAAAUGAACCUCAGGUAUGCGUCUCGACAACAAACAGGAACUUCCCAGGUCGAAUGGGUCACAAGGAAGGCCAGAUAUAUCUCGCUUCCCCCUAUACGGCUGCUGCGUCAGCUUUGACUGGUUACGUCACCGACCCGAGAGAGUUUUUGCAGUAGGCAGUUUUAUCAUUACAAUCUGAUCAGUGUAUGUCAUCUUUAUAUUCUGCAACUAAAUGCUGUUAGAUAGCAGAGAUUACGGAAUAAUGGGUAUAACAUCCAUCCUACAAGGUUUUAUGUCUUGUGAUGGUCGGGUAGCUGCCAUAUUGUAUGUGUAAUCGUUUGAGCAUGUUAGAAUGUAUUUAUGAAACGAUGGAAUAAAGAGGGCCUGUCGGUGAA
This is a messenger RNA of Pyrus x bretschneideri (Chinese white pear), 1942 nucleotides long. RefSeq names its product 3-isopropylmalate dehydratase large subunit, chloroplastic. Gene Ontology annotation, molecular function: 3-isopropylmalate dehydratase activity; 4 iron, 4 sulfur cluster binding. Gene Ontology annotation, biological process: amino acid biosynthetic process. Lineage: Eukaryota; Viridiplantae; Streptophyta; Magnoliopsida; Rosales; Rosaceae. The coding region runs from base 197 to 1723 and encodes 508 amino acids. The record is from RefSeq and is a predicted model, not a curated record. The transcript is spliced from 15 exons.